Metarhizium album ARSEF 1941 is the source of this 630-nucleotide messenger RNA. RefSeq lists its product as uncharacterized. The transcript has a single exon. The record is from RefSeq and is a predicted model, not a curated record. NCBI's taxonomy places the organism in Eukaryota, Fungi, Ascomycota, Sordariomycetes, Hypocreales, Clavicipitaceae. The coding region runs from base 1 to 630 and encodes 209 amino acids.
AUGCCCGUCACCGAGUUCGCCAUCAUCCGCCUCCGCCGCGGCGGCUUCGACGAGCUCGACUUCCUUGAGGCGCUCAUGGAGGUGCAGGAGGUGCAGGACAGCUGGGCGCAGGUGAACCACCCGCGUAGCCUGUCUCCCGACAGCAGCAUGAGCAGCAUGUACAUUGAGCAGAGCGACCCGCCGUCCCUGCUCGUCACGGCAUCGUGGGACUCACCCGAGGAACACGGCGAAUGGAUCCGCUCCCCCGAUAACCAGGUGUGCAAUGCCAAGCUGUCGCACUACAUCAAGCCCGGCUGUGGCUCUGUGCGGCUGCUGCACUUGCGUCCCGCCGGCAGGGACGACCAACUACGGGGGGCGUUUCUGGACAAGGAGGCCUUCAACGUGGUCAGGAUUACUGUCGAGCCCGGGCGCAAGAGGGAUAAGCUACAGGAGGCGUAUGAGAUGGGGGAGAGGAACGCGUAUCUCAUGGACGACGAGCAGAAACUCUGGGCUGGGUGGAGCAUUGAGAAGCUGCAUGGUCACGAGGAGUUGGUUGUGUUUUGGACGGACAGACUGGCCGAUGACGGCGUGCGGAAGCUGAUUGCCUUGGGGGACAGGAGCGAACAAAGGCGCUUCAGGCAUGUCGUGUAG